Triticum aestivum (bread wheat) is the source of this 2141-nucleotide messenger RNA. Its product is annotated as protein ALP1-like. The transcript has 3 exons. The record is from RefSeq and is a predicted model, not a curated record. Lineage: Eukaryota; Viridiplantae; Streptophyta; Magnoliopsida; Poales; Poaceae. The coding region runs from base 286 to 1581 and encodes 431 amino acids.
CAGGCACGGUUCAGAGUUAUUUUAGUACCUUCCAUCUGCUUAAAUCUGAAGCUAAAUACCUUGCUUAAAGAUUAUGCUAAACUAAUUGAUGCUAGCAUAUCAGUACACCAUGUGCCCUCAUACUUUUCUACUGCCACGGUGGGAGGGCUGACACCUAAUACUCUUCUAAUUUAUUUGAGGGCCUGAAAGACAGAGCAGUAUCAUCUUGCUUUUGACAACAGAAGUCACACAGCUUUGGUUGAAUUUUUUAUAUAUAUUGACAAAUUAUUUACUAUCUGCUUGUACAUGCUUUGCAUUGCUUUUCCAUUUUCUUUUAUGCUUAUGCAUCUUAUCUUUACUCAGAUGGAUAAUUCUCAACAACAAUAUCUAUAUUACUGUAUGUGGAGGCAACGCACACUACUUGUCCUUUUUGUAAUGUUGGUCCUUUGGUGGAGCAAGAAAAAAGAGAGGAAGAAUAGAGCUAAACGUGUCAAGUAUGGUCCACUUGUCAAGAGAGAUAUUUGGAGGAGUACUGAACUAAUUAGACUGAUCGACACCUCGGAAAGGACGUGUUUGCGCCAGCUCAGGAUGUAUCCGGCCGUUUUCUACAAGCUGUGUGCUCACCUUAGGGACAAAAAGCUUUUGGCUGACACAAUUCAUGUGUCCGUAGAGGAGCAGCUAGCUAUGUUUCUGAAAAUUGUUGGGCAAUAUCACACUCAUUCCUCUGUAGGAUUUGCAUUGUGGCGAUCUGAAGAGACAGUGAGUAGGUAUUUUAACAUCGUCCUAUGUGCCCUUGUGAAGUUAGCCCGUGAAAUAAUCUGCACUCGGUCUACAGAUACACAUGCUAAGGUCACUACCAACCCAAACAAAUUUUAUCCCUACUUUGAGGGAUGUAUAGGGGCACUAGAUGGCACCCAUAUUAGGGCACGUGUGCCUUCAAAAUAUGUGGACAGGUUUAGGGGCCGCAAGCCAUAUCCCACACAGAAUGUCCUAGCUGCCGUGGAUUUCGAUCUUAGAUUCACGUAUGUUCUAGCAGGGUGGGAGGGAUCUACUCAUGAUUCUGCUGUAUUGCAUGAUGCCCUAUCUCGACCAAACGGUCUCAAAAUUCCAGAAGGAAAAUUUUAUUUGGCUGAUGCUGGGUAUGCCACCAGGCGGGGCAUAUUGCCACCCUAUCGAGGUGUUCGCUAUCAUCUGCAGGAGUUCCAUGGUCCGAAUCGUCCAACCUCUCCAAAAGAGCUGUUCAACCACCGUCAUUCCUCACUGAGGACAACGGUCGAGCGAGCCUUUGCAGCUAUUAAGAAUCGUUUCAAGAUUCUUAGUAAUAGACCUUUCGUACCCUUGAAAUCACAACCCAAGGUGGUUAUUGCUUGUUGCGUCAUUCACAACUGGAUUUUAGACAACGGACCCGGUGAGUUUGUAGAUGACGAACCGACUUGGUACAACCACCUGCCAAGGAGUAGCAAUCGUGUCUCCGACCGAGAGAGUGAUGUACGCGAGUGGGCAGCCAAGCGUGAUUCGAUUGCCCAACAGAUGUGGAAUGAUAGAGAGAGAUUGGCGAACAAUGAUGCUUCGGACAGCGGGAGUAGUGCUAGUACCAUUUGAAACUACCUUGCUGUAGUACAUUUCCCUCAUUUAGCAGUUUAGACAUUUUGUGUUAAUCUAGCUCUGUAAUUUUCUUUUCCAUGUAUUGUGCAACUGUACUUUUAUUUUGGAAUGUACUGUUGGGUAAUGUAUGGAUUGUCUGCUUGUGCUGAAACCCUUGUAUAUUCGCUGACAUAAUAGCAUAUUGACUUCUGACCUUCAUUUAUAGAAUGGGUGAGCAAAAAGAAGGUGCCAAGCGUGAGGUUGCUCGCUCUCGUGAUAAUUACAUGUCAUGGAGUGAUGAUUGUACCAAGUAUAUGCUUGAGUGGUAUAUCGAGAAGCAAAGGGACAAGCCACCAACCUUCAAGUGGAAGGCACAACACCAUCUACAAUGUGCUAAUGAUUUGAAUGACAAGUUUGGAAUUACAGCUACAGCGAAACAAGUUGAUCGACACUUUAGGUCAUUCAAGGAGAAAUGGAAGUGGAUAAAGCUAGCAAAGGGGAGGAGUGGAUAUGGCUUCGAUAAAGUACUUAACAAAUUUAACAUUGACAAGUCAGAGAAAUCACCAAGCAAGCUUGGC